Messenger RNA from Suhomyces tanzawaensis NRRL Y-17324, 4355 nucleotides. RefSeq names its product DNA-binding E3 ubiquitin-protein ligase. Lineage: Eukaryota; Fungi; Ascomycota; Pichiomycetes; Serinales; Debaryomycetaceae. Bases 4 to 4317 code for a protein of 1437 amino acids. Gene Ontology annotation, biological process: histone catabolic process. The transcript is spliced from 3 exons. The record is from RefSeq and is a predicted model, not a curated record. Gene Ontology annotation, molecular function: chromatin binding; ubiquitin-protein transferase activity. Gene Ontology annotation, cellular component: Lid2 complex.
UCCAUGUCCCUAACUAGACCAAGAAGAAAAGCGACCAUCAACAAGUCCUACAACGACACGCUUGACGAAUCCCACUACGAGGAUCCGUCUGUGGCAUCCACGGCAGCAGCGGCUGCUGCCAUGUCCCUCUCAGCCAAACGGAAGCAGAGCUCCAAGAAGAGUCCAGAAGCUGCCAAACCACCCAAGUCCCUGAAGCUCACGCUACCGCAUAACUGGCAGGCUCCUCCCACCAGCCAGGAGUACUUUUCCCACAAGUUGGACCUCGAAGACGCCUACAUCGACUUCGAGUCCCAGACGCUCUACUGCCCCAACCAGCCAGGAUUCUCCAUCCAGAAGGGCGAAUAUGUAUAUAUGGUCAGCGAGCCUCCCGGUGAACCCUACUAUAUUGGACGAAUAAUGGGCUUCAAGAGAAAACGCCACGACAAGGCAACCUUGGCGCUGCCAGGCGACACUCCAGUGCCAAAUGGCACUACCAGCGAACAAGAGGUUGUCCAAGGAGCGGCCCAGGAUUAUCUCUUCCAAAUCCAGUGGUUCUAUCGCCCUCGAGAUAUCUCCAAGUCCACGGCUGAUUCGAGACUCCUAUUCAGCUCCAUGCAUACCGACUCCUGUCCCAUCACCAGCUACAGGGGGAAGGUGACAGUCAAGCACAAACAAGACAUCGAAGACUCUUCGUCGGGUGCCAGCCCCAAAAAGAAGGCGUCGACACCUACAAGCCGAUUCGAAGCAUACACCCAGAAUCCAAACUGCUUCUACUUUGACAAACUCUUCGACAGGUACAUGUUGAAAUUCUACGAUGUGUUGCUGACGGCAAACUUGCUCCAAUAUUGCAACUCAGAGGACAGCAAAAGUAGAAACUACUUGAUAGCAUUAAACAAGCGUUUCGAGUUCAUUUUCGUGGAAAGCCAAAGGACAAAGUCCCUCAUCAAUUCGUUCAGUUCUUCCUCGUGUAACUGUGUCAAGUGUGGUCAAUGGUGUGACUCCAACCUGUAUAGUAUCAGUUGUGUGGUCUGCAAUAAGUAUUUCCACAUGUACUGCCUUGACCCACCGUUGACAAAAAAGCCGAGCAGGGGGUUUUCCUGGUCUUGUGCCUUAUGUACAAAAAAGCAAGACUUGGAGUAUCACCGCAAGAAAAUUCUAAUGUUAUCCCAUGACAACAAGUCCUCGAAUGCAUCCCAGUUGUCCACAGAACUAAGUGCAUUAAGCUCGCCAGAUUUGGAAUCAAAACUUGAAGACAGCCUAGAAGUGGAUCUGGACAAUAGAAGUGACGAUAAAGAGGAGAAUGGAGAUCACCUUCCGAAGUAUGAGACGAUGGCAAUAGAUUUUUUAGCCAAGGACAAGCAUCUAAGUCUCGAGCAAAGAAGGCUCAAAGAAGAGUGGUGCAUGAGAUAUUUGGGAAUGCACUCUAGACUUGAAGAUGGUGUUGACUUGGAAGACAGAUCUCCGUACCCAAGAGCAUCCACUCGGUUGGGAGCAAAGCACCAAGCUACUAAUAUUCCCGAGUUUUAUGACCACCCAUUGGUAUACUAUGAUAUAGAUAAGGCAGGCCCAAAGAAGAAGGGUUCAAACCCCUCAAAAAAGAUCCAGGAGAAGACAGAGGCUCUACCAAAGCUACACGUACCCGAGGAAUACAAAGACACAAACCCUAAAGAAUAUCCCCAGUGGUUGCAACCUAGACCAAAAGGCUAUGUUGAGAGAGGUGUGGAUGACGGAGAAGGUGUCUCUUGUACCCUAAUGUGGAAACUGAGUGAAUCUGACAUUCAAGAUGGAUUUACCAAGCUUGAGGACUAUGUCAAGUUAUGUGCUCCAACUGCAGAACUCUUAGGCAUUGUACCAUCAGCUCCAAACUUCAUGGAUUUUAUUUUGAAGACCUACAUGGACCAGAACGGGGAUAUUGCCAAAUCUCUUGAAAUAGUUCAAAAGCUUACCAAGAAGGCAUUGAAUGAACCAGUAUUCAAUAAAGAAGAAAUAAAGAGGUUUGAAAGUGGAGUCAAACAAUUUGGUAGUGAAUUAUACUUCGUGUCCAAGAAGGUUAAAACACAACCCACGUCAAUGGUCGUGAGAUAUUACUACCUAUGGAAAAAGACCAAGAAUGGGAAACUCAUAUGGGGAAAUUUCGAAGGUAGAGCACAAAAGAAGGUGCAAAAUAUGAAAGAUGAAAAUAAAGAGAAAAUUGUCACACCCACUACUUCAACAAUUGAUGAUUUAGCAGACCCAGAGGAUGAUUCUUCCUAUGAGGAUGAUAAAGUGAUUGAAUCGAAACGCCCGUUCACUUGCAAGCAUUGUUUGACUCAUAGUUCACAUCAUUGGUUCAGAAUGACUGGACAUGAUGCAGGUCCAAAAACAAAAGUUGAUGAAGAUGACCAUUUUAUAGACAAAUACCUGGAUUCGGUAAUCGCAUUGUGUUUCAGAUGUGCCCGACUCUGGAGAAGAUAUGCCGUCGUUUGGGAAGACCCACUUGAGGUGGAAAAGAAAAAUACUAAAACAACGGGAUGGAAGAAAAAAAUUGAAUGGGAACUCCUUCAAGAUUCCAAUAGAAUUUUGGACGAAGCAGAGAGUAAGGGAUUGACUUUAUCUUUCGUUGAGGAACAGGUCGAGGUUGCUGUACCUGACAAAAAGAAAUCUGGGAAAACAAGGAGAACCGAGACUAUUGGAAACAAUACUAUUCAAGAAAAGGUGGAGGAAGAACCUCCAAAGAAAAAGAAACCUACUCCUCCAAAAAAGAAAACUACGAAGGCUACUGCAGAAUCAAAACCGCCUACAAAAAGAGCGAAGAAGGAACAAUCGGCAUCACUAGAGCCCAAUGAUACUCCAGCUCCACCUAAAGACAAUAAGGAUAUCAAAGAUGUUAAGAAUAAUAGGGCCAAUGGAAACUCCAAGGAGCCUAAGGAAACUAAAGAAAUCAAAGAAACGAAGCCUGCCAAGGAAACCAAGUCUAGAAAGAGAAAAAUCAAAGAGGAACAACCUGCUGUUAUCUUAUCGGAUGUAAUUGAAAGCUUCAGGAAGCGCCAGCUUCUAGAUAUUACUUCCCAAUUUCAAGGUAUGCAAAUUCCCCACUUGACAUCGGUAGCAUUACCCUUCGAAACUAAUGCAAGGAAGUGUUGCCUAUGCCGAGAAGAUGAUGGCCAUAGCCAAGAGCUAGAAAUGUUGAUUUGCUCACAUUGUGGAGUUAAUGUGCAUGGGUCUUGUAUUGGUAUCCAGAUCCCAGACCAAGUCCCAAGACCAGUAAAAGAGUGGCUUUGUGAACCUUGUAUCAACGAUCUUAAGCCGAACCGGUCUACAGUUUACACCUGCUCCUUGUGUUUGGCGAACGAGUCCAAUUAUGAGUUAGCAAUACUAGGAUCUCCAUUGGUCAGACCUGACUUUUUGAAAUCAAUUCAUGAGACAGGAAAGUGGUGUCAUCUUUUGUGUGCUAUUUUCAAUCAUAACCUUGUUGAAUUCAAGGCAUUGCCAUCUAGUUCAUCUUCAAAGAAAUUGGAUAUCAACUCGACUAAAUCGAUCAUUGAAUCGGUUCAGAGUCCUAUUGCAAUCGAAGGCGUAUCAAAAGUCCAUCUCAAGCACUAUCACUCCAAAUGUGGAAUUUGUGAUUCCAGAAAUGGUUCAAUGAUUCGCUGUGACAUCUGCUCAAAUGACGACGCGUAUCAUGUGACAUGUGCCCAGGACACUCCAUAUUUCCAUCUUGGAUUCGAACUUGAUUCUUCGAAGUUCAAUGAAAAAGAUGGUUCGGUAGUAAAAGUUGGUGAAAAGAUUGGUAAAUUGAGGCCUGUGUUGAUUUGUCCUAAACAUGAAAAGCCUGAAACAGUGGAAUCCAUGCGAGCAAUUGGCCACAGAUUGCAUGGUGGGGGAAAGGAUGAAGCAAAGCCCUUGGUGCUCCUAUUUUUGGAGGAUUUGGUCAGACAUAACGCAAGUAAGUUGACUGGCCCACAAUUUAGAUCAAAUAACUACAUUCAAAAUUGCAAGUUAUUUGAAGAAGAGGAUAAGUUAUUGAGAGCGAAGGUUCAGACUUCCUAUUUCGGUACUAUUCCAAAGAGGUUCCAGCCAAGCUGUGGAAAGUGUCAUACAGUUGCAUCUCCUGUUUGGUGGGCCAAUGACGUCACCACUAAUCAGAAGUACAUGUGUCAAACAUGUCACCGCCACACAGUUGAAGGGGAAGGAGAAGUGGAGGAGAAGCAGGAAUCUUUACUCGAGUUAUUAGGAAAACCAUUGGAUGGGUCUAAUUAUGGUGUUCGGGACCAAAAAGACGAUUUGCUGAAGGUUUAUCAUGAGAACACCGUUGAAACUUCGAGAUCUAGGAUUUCGAUAGGCGAUAUCUUGAGUUAGUGUAUAAACAGUACAUAAUUACUAUACAAUAUAAAAAA